Molecule: messenger RNA, 1552 nt
Organism: Mangifera indica (mango)
Lineage: Eukaryota; Viridiplantae; Streptophyta; Magnoliopsida; Sapindales; Anacardiaceae
Product: zinc finger protein CONSTANS-LIKE 6-like
Exons: 3
Coding region: 146-1162 (338 amino acids)
Biological process (GO): regulation of DNA-templated transcription
Cellular component (GO): nucleus
Molecular function (GO): protein binding
Source: RefSeq, a predicted model, not a curated record
AUCCCACGUGUCGAUAAAAUUAACCCAUCCCCAUCACUCUGUACUAAAUCUUCACCUGAAAGUCCCAGCCUUACUCCCUCAUCUCAUUCCUCUUUCCAAUUAACAUUUCAGUCUGCUCUGUCUCUCACACUUUAGUCACCUGAAGAUGUGUAACCAUCAGGCUAUGAAGAAGAAGAGGAGAAUGCAAACAGCUACAACUACUCCGACUUUCGUUUCUUUAAAAUCAUCUUGUAAAACUAGUACCAGGAGGAGGAAACCCAAGUACCUCAGUCUUAACUUAAAGAUUGGCCUUGAGAAGAAGCCAGACAUCUCUAGGAAGAAGAUGAAGCUGACGAAAGAGCUGCAUCAACAGCUCACUCUCUUCCCUCUUUACCCGGAGAACUUAGUUGAAGAUACUAAAGAUUACAGCCAUGAACAAGAGAAUGAAGAUAACGACGUUGUCGCCAGCUUCCUGUUCGACGCCGCCACGGAUAGUUCCUCCACUCUUAACGGUCUGCUGACUUCGACGACCUCCGAUCGGGAGAGCCCCGCGGUGUCGCCGCUUUCGCUGACGUUUGCAUACGGCGAAGAUCGUUGUGACGAUCAUAACUAUGGGCUGGUACGGACGGCCAUAAGGGGUAAAGAGAGGGACCCCGGUGAGGAGAAAUGGGUAAGUUACAGUGAGGUCGUGGAGAAUAAUAGGAUUAUUGUUAAGGAAGAGGAGGUGAUGAGUAGUAGUUGUAUUGAUGAUCAUGAUGAUGUGGAUGAAGGUGCAUGGAGUAUGAAACAUGUGCAGGGGCAGAAUAAGAAAUUGCUAUUGUCUUUGAAACUUGAUUACCAGGAGAUAUUGAAUGCUUGGUCUGAUAGGGGUCCCCUCUAUGUUGACGGAGAGUCCCCACAAACUGUUCCUGAAUUGCAUGAUGCCAAUGUGGCAAUAUAUCCCUGCAGCAAUGUCGGUAAUUUGUGGAGUGUGCCUGAAAUGACUAGUAAUGAUGGUAGCGACGCAGUAGGAGGCAAAGGAGGCUGGAAGAUGGAGCAUAGAGAGGCAAGUGUUUUGAGAUACAAGGAGAAAAGGCAAAAUAGGCUUUUCUCCAAGCGCAUCCGAUAUGAAGUUCGAAAGCUCAAUGCUGAGAAGCGCCCUCGCAUGAAGGGUCGAUUUGUGAAGAGAAGCUCAGAAGUGUAGAUAUAUGGAUCUAGUGUUGUUCCUUAGAAGAGAGUGGUACUGGGAUUGUUUGCCGACCUUUUUCUUCUCUUUUAUGUCUUCAUUUCUAGCUAAUUUAUUCGAUCAUGCAUCCAUGUCAAAUAGCAUAAGCAUAGUUUUGUUUACCACCCAAUAUGAAAGAGAGAGAGAGAAUAAAAACAAGUGAUAACAGCUACAUUGGAGGUGUUCUGGUAGAGAAGAGAAGAAGUGCCAAGUUUGUAAUAAUAGACAGAUUAGAUCAUAUACUUCAAGUUACGAGUUGCAGAAUACUGUGAGUUGUAAGAUAUAUAGUUCUCCUAGCUACUAGACUGUACUGUGGUGUAUAUGGCGAAGAGAGAACAUAGUGAAUCUUUUGAAUUUUUCUAUCAGAAA